GUUCAGUAAUUAACAAAAUUCUGAAUCCACGUACAGUUUGCCAAAUCCGCUUACAGUUGCGGAACCCAGAACAACAAGCUAUAUUUGUUUGUUGAGGAAUCCGCAACAAAACGAAUGUGCUGACAAAAUUUACGUUACAGAAUGUUUUUGCAAUUGGCAGCCGUGUUGAUGAUAAACAGCAGAAGCAUCACAAUGAAGAUUGGUGGUUUUGACCAAUUGAAAAUCCAAAAGCGAUAUUCUAAUGCUUUCUUCAAAGGUCAUCCUAUCAUGAAAGUAAUACUGGACUCACAUACAAACUUCCGAGCCAAAGCAGGCCUGCAACUAAUUUCAUACGACGAUGACUUGGCAAAUCAGGCCGACAUGGAGGCUGCGUACAUAACAGUGGAAAACCCCAUUUCCUGCACUCGAAAAUUCGAUCAUUCAGAUGUGCUCAAGAUUUCGCUACCUGCCAAAAAGCAAGGGGUAAAUACGGCAGAGGUGAAAGGUUACGACAAAAGAGAUGUAUCCGUCCAAGAUGUCGAAAAAGUGGUGAUGAAUUGGUAUGAAACCCGAAGGACAUACCAGUUUCCAGGAGGCAAUCAACCAUUUGAGUCCUGCAGUAAUGAAUCGUCCGUAAAAGAUUAUGGAUUGUUCACGCAGAUCAUGUGGGCAAACAGCACACGAGUGGGUUGCGGGGUAGCGCCAUUUAUUGAGUGUGCCAAAAAUCUUCUUGUGUGCUUAUACGAACCUCAAGGAAACAUCAAAGAGCAUGCUUUAAUGACUGACGAAAACUUUGCUGAGCUUCAAGAAUCUGCAGAAAACGUACAAACAUGUAAGAGGAGUGAACCGAUAGCAAGCACUGGUUAUUCGACGAGCUGUGUAGUUAUAGAAACAAUAACUGCAGUUUUUUUUCUGACUGACGUUUAAAGCAAAAAAGAACAUUCGGCAGGGAAAUCGUCUAAUGAAGAAAACUUUUUGAUUACACAAAAGUUUGUGUAUAACUUCAUCACUUAA
Molecule: messenger RNA, 993 nt
Organism: Symsagittifera roscoffensis
Lineage: Eukaryota; Metazoa; Xenacoelomorpha; Acoela; Convolutidae
Product: cysteine-rich venom protein-like
Exons: 7
Coding region: 142-906 (254 amino acids)
Source: RefSeq, a predicted model, not a curated record